CACAAGAAGAUCCGGCUGUUAGCUCUUCAUGGAUUUAACCAUCGUAGCUGGUCUGUAGUCAGUUGUCUCAUACACUUUUACCGGCUGUUUCAUUAAUGUUUUGAUACAGCAUGGCCUCUCUGAAAAUAGUGCUGGCUUAUUCCAGCAGGGUUCUGUCAACACUGAAAAAACAGACUAAUGUCGUUUACAUCAAGAGGACUUUCCUUCUGUCCAGAGUGCCUCUCUUCAGACGUGCAGACGGCAGGUUUGUCAACUUUGGGCGAAAGUCCAGCUCUACAGCAGUGGGAGCAGAGAAGGGAGAAGACUCUUUCCUCAAAUGGUUCCUGCUGCUCAUCCCUGCCACCACCUUUGGCCUUGGUACAUGGCAGGUGAAACGGCGUCAGUGGAAAAUGCAGCUGAUAGACGAUCUGACAAAACUCACUAAUGCAGAACCCAUUCCUCUUCCUCUUGAUCCUCAAGAGCUGAAUAACCUCGAGUACAGGAGGGUGAGGGUGCGAGGACAGUACGACCACUGCCAGGAGCUGUAUAUUCUGCCCCGCUCCCCAGUGGACCCAGAGAAAGAGGCCAGAGAGGCAGGACAGCUGUCUUCAAGUGGAGAGACCGGCGCUAAUGUCAUCACCCCUUUCCACUGUACUGACCUCGGCAUCACAAUCCUGGUGAACAGAGGAUACGUCCCAAGGCAGAAGAUAAGACCAGAGACCAGGAUGAAAGGACAGGUGGAAGGUGAGGUGGAACUGGUCGGGGUCGUCAGGCUGACAGAGAUUCGAAAACCCUUUGUUCCAAACAAUGACGUGGAGAGAAACCGCUGGCAUUAUCGAGACCUGGAGGCCAUGUCCAGUGUGACUGGAGCUGAGCCCGUCUUCAUUGAUGCCGACUUCGGGAGCACCAUCCCUGGUGGACCAAUAGGUGGACAAACCAGAGUCACACUGAGGAAUGAGCACAUGCAGUACAUAGUUACAUGGUAUGGCCUGUGUGCAGCAACUUCCUACAUGUGGUAUGCCAAGUUCAUCAAGAGGAUUAAAGUGUGACAUGAUUAAAUGCAGUGAAAUUACACAUGGAUACUGUGUGAAGUGUUGCAUUGCAGGCCUGUGAUGUAAUUUGUACUUAAUCAGCUCCAGCUCGCUGCAUACAUUCACUAACAAAUAUGUAAAUAGUUGUGGAUUAUUCUCUUGAAUCAUGUAUGCAAGAAUAAAUUAAUAUUAAUUUAA
Molecule: messenger RNA, 1208 nt
Organism: Seriola aureovittata
Lineage: Eukaryota; Metazoa; Chordata; Actinopteri; Carangiformes; Carangidae
Product: surfeit locus protein 1
Exons: 9
Coding region: 111-1028 (305 amino acids)
Biological process (GO): mitochondrial respiratory chain complex IV assembly
Cellular component (GO): membrane; mitochondrion
Source: RefSeq, a predicted model, not a curated record